GUUCAACUGCAGGGCGUAUUCCCGGAGGGCAGUUGGGGAGCGCAGAUCCCGGAGCAGCGCUGGGAGCGUAAGUGCGGGCAGAGCACUGCGCCGUUUGGGAACGCAACUUUGAGGAGACAGUACGGUGGUUCUGGAGGCUGGGAAGUCCAAGACCAGUUGGCUCGCAUCUGGUGAGAGCCUUCUUGCUGCAUCAUCCUAUAGUGGAAGUCAUCACAUGGUGGAAGCGCAAAGAGAGGGCCAUACUUGUCCUUUUAUAAUGAACCUACUACUCCUGCAAUAACAGCAUAAUCUAUUCAUGAGGGUGGAACCCUCAUGGCCUAAUCAGCUCUUAAAGAUUUCAGUGAAGUUCCUUAUGACUUCCCCUGAAAUUGCUUCCUUAUCAUGGGGGCAAAUGAAAGUAAAAGGCUCUAAUACAACCUAUAAGGACUGCAAAGUAUGGCCAGGGGGCAGUCGGACUUGGGAUUGGAGAGAAACAGGAACUGAGAGUCUCACUCUGUUGCCCAGGCUGGAGUGCAGUGGCGCGAUCUCGGCUCACUGCAACCUCCACCUCCCAGGUUCAUGCCAUUCUCCUGCCUCAGCCUCCCAAGUAGCUGGGACUACAGGUGCCUGCCACCACACCCAGCAUUCUCCUGGUGUGCAGCCUGCAGAUGUGAAGGAAGUUGUUGAGAAGGGUGUACAGACUCUUGUGAUUGGCCGAGGGAUGAGUGAGGCCUUGAAGGUGCCUUCAUCAACUGUGGAGUACCUCAAGAAACAUGGCAUUGAUGUGCGGGUCCUCCAGACAGAGCAGGCAGUGAAGGAGUAUAAUGCCUUGGUUGCCCAAGGGGUCAGGGUGGGAGGUGUCUUCCAUUCCACCUGCUGAUGGAGCCUUAAGAGGAGAAUAAAGCACUAAGUGCCUA
This is a messenger RNA of Pan troglodytes (chimpanzee), 896 nucleotides long. It is a transcript of the gene AAMDC, whose product is annotated as adipogenesis associated Mth938 domain containing. NCBI's taxonomy places the organism in Eukaryota, Metazoa, Chordata, Mammalia, Primates, Hominidae. Gene Ontology annotation, cellular component: cytoplasm. The coding region runs from base 296 to 859 and encodes 187 amino acids. Gene Ontology annotation, biological process: positive regulation of fat cell differentiation. The record is from RefSeq and is a predicted model, not a curated record. The transcript has 6 exons.